AUGAUCAAGGCACCGUCAGCAGACGAGGUGCUUGCUCUGGUAAAUGCCGCCACGGGACCUGAUGGGACGUUGGAUCCAGCCAUACAACAUUUGUUGACGCAGCUACAAGAACAAACACACACGCUCAAUCAGACUCAAGAUCUUCGCUCGAAUACCGGUACUUCAUCAGUGCCAGAAUGCAAAAAGUCUAUCAAGUCCGACCGUACUCAUCCUAUCGAGAUAAUACCGUUGUCAGCAGCAGUAACAAUUGGGUCCACCACACUGGAAAAUGCAAUUUCUACUUCAGUACCUACUUCACAUCAUAUACCCAUUCCAGCCCCAAGUUCGACCUCCAAACGGAAAAGUAUUCCAUUAAGUAUGAAAAAAGAGGCUAUUGAAUGGAUAAUGGGACCUGGAAAUGGGGUCCCGUCACGAGCCGAAAAACAUUUUAAUUGGGACGUUAGUGCGUCUUCGUUCCGCAAAUGGUGGAAAAAUCGAGACAAGAUUAUGAACGAUUCCGGCAGCAAAAAACGUGUCACUGGAGGAGGACGUAAACCAUAUUUGGAAGACUCGGAGGAGAAAUUACUGGUCGUCGUAAUUCAAGAACGAGCAAAAAAAGAUCGAGUGACGAGGAAAUGGAUUGCCAAAACGGCACAGCACAUGUUCCAGCGCUCAGAUACAUCUUUUAAAGCUUCAGAGAAUUGGGUCUCAAAGUUUGUUCAACGAAACGGACUAGCACUGAAGCGAAGUUGCGUUACGUACGAGCCACAACAAGCGAGCUUGGACUUGGAACACCAGCACUAUCAGACUUUACAAACCACCACGACAGUAACAACUUCUGGAACAAAUACCACGUAA
Messenger RNA from Peronospora farinosa, 837 nucleotides. NCBI's taxonomy places the organism in Eukaryota, Oomycota, Peronosporomycetes, Peronosporales, Peronosporaceae. The record is from the annotation of a GenBank genome assembly.